Molecule: messenger RNA, 2439 nt
Organism: Priceomyces carsonii
Lineage: Eukaryota; Fungi; Ascomycota; Pichiomycetes; Serinales; Debaryomycetaceae
Exons: 1
Coding region: 1-2439 (812 amino acids)
Molecular function (GO): GTPase binding
Source: RefSeq, a predicted model, not a curated record
AUGGACGCGUGGACCACCUCUUUAACAGAGGAGCAGCAACCGUCAUCAAAUGUAAUGCUACAGGAUGAUAAUAAUAUACUUAAUUAUUCAGAUCCUCUUUUAUCAAAGAUUCUUAGAGCCAAAAAGGAGCUACAUACAGCCAUGGAACUGAAGAUCAAUGAUGGUGAAGGCGACGAAUCACUAAUUGAACUUUUAGUUAGUGCUUGUGAUGGAGACUUGGUGACUUUGGAAAGCUUACUUAGAAGUAAACCAGGUAUUGUGGAUGAGUUGUACCCUGAAGAUUCAGGUGUUACGUCCUUGGUGUGUGCAAUUUGUUUUGAUAAUUAUGAAGUAGUAGAUUCAUUAUUAUCAUCGCAUGGUGCUGACCCUGAUAUAUGUGAUACUAUAGUGCAUUAUACUCCCAUGAUGUGGGCAGUGUAUUUAAAUCAAUUGCCUAUUGUCAAAUUAUUGAUGAACCAACAAGCAGAUCCAUAUCUCUCACCAGAGAAUAAUGGUAAAAAUGCAAUCACAUUGCUAAACCCUGAAAAUACUCUUUUGUAUGAGUAUUUUAAAUCCCACAAUUUGUUGCAAUCUUCGAAAGAUGCUGAUGGUGAUGAUUUUUUCAGACCUGAGUAUGAACCUCAGGAUCCUUUGGCCGAUGAACUUUCUGUCAAAUUAAAAUUACAGAGUAUUGCUAACAAUCCUUACGACGAAGAGGAUUUAGAUGAUAGAGCUGCGGCACUAGAUGAGGAAGCUGAAUUGUCAUUGGAUCCUAUUCUUGUGAAUCGAAAGGAUUUUGAAUAUGACAAGCUAAUCUCAGGCCAAUAUAUUAAAUUUACAGAUAGCGAUAUACCGUCACUUUUGGAUUACAUUUUCAAAUUGAGAACGACAAAACUCGCUUAUCAGCAUGAUUCAAAGGUUCCUGCUGCGAUAGUAUUUCAAUUAAUUAGAUAUUCACACUUGAAAGUGAAAAGUGAUGAAUUGACUGAAUUCUUGUUUGAGUGCUUUAGUGCUAGAUUAAGAUCGGUGACUAACACUAAGUCCGGUGUCUUUAAUAUGGCAACAACUGAUAAUGCAAGUGCGGCAGCUGGUGCAGGUGAUAUUGUUUUGUUGAGUUAUUGGUUGUCGUCUCUUCAAUUUCUUCAUUUUUAUUUCAGUAAAAAUGACAUUUAUAUCAGCUACCCCAAAUUUUUACAAGAAAUUAUAAAUUUGGUCCAAUCAUUGAUUGCAACUUUAUCAUUUUCAAUAAAUUCGAGAUUGAACUUAUUGUUAGAUGAUUGUCUUUUGAAUUUCACAAGUUUGGUCGAUGUGUCUAACGUAUUGUAUGAGAAGGAUUGGAACUUUUUUAAAAAUAAAAAGAAGCACCCGUUCACUUAUGACGAUAUAUACGAGAUGUUAUAUCCACCAUCACAAACUGAGCAAAUGAAGCCUUCGCCUAUCAGGUAUAUUCAAGUAUUGGGUGCCCUUGAUUAUGUCUUGAAAAUACAUGAGGUUGAUAAGCUCUUCAGGGUUCAAACUUUUUCACAAGUAUUCUAUUACAUCAAUGCAGUCAUUUUCAAUCGGCUUAUGAGCAACGCGAAAUAUUGCUCGAGAGCAAAAGCGAUCCAAAUAAGGUUAAAUAUUUCAACCUUAGAGGACUGGUUGAGAUCGCAUAACUAUAAAAUAUACAGACCUGAGGUAAUAGGACAUAUUAACAAAUUAGUAGGUGAUACCAAUAUAAGGUUGCAUAACAUUUUUUCAGAGGAAACUGAGGACAAAAGAGAUCCACAUACACUUGCAUUUUACUAUAAUUCCUUGUAUCAUGUUGGCAAAAUCCAGUUGCAGCCUACAUUUGAACUUCUUCAAUGGUUGCAAUGCAUGUCUCUGCUACUGGAUGAAGAAAGUUUAAUCAUAACCAUUAACCAAUUUGACGCAUUAAACUAUUAUCAGCUUUAUAAAGUUAUACAUAAAUUGUACAGAUAUGAAGUUGAUGAACCAAAAAUUCCUAAAAAACUAAUCAAUGUGGUGAAAGCUUUAAUGAAUGAACAGGGCGAGAAGCAAAUUGAGAGAAGUCACUUGCACUAUAUGACUCAAUCUACUUUUUUGGUAAAAGAGCUAUACAUAUAUUUAAAUCCAAAUUAUAUUUUUGAAGUGGCAUUGCCUAAUUUGGCAGAACUUAUUAGCAAUUAUGGAUCUGGCAUUGGAGGUGUUAAAAUUUAUAGAAGCAGAAAGUAUCAACCAUCUUUGCCGAUCGCUAUUUCUGACGAUAUUGAAGAACUAUUGAGUAGCAAUAGAGCUACUGUAAAUGAUGACUAUGACUAUGAACAGCAGCGAGAUGACUAUAGACCCGAAGAAAACAACGGGGAGGAUUUAACCGAGGAUAAUUUCAAAGGUGAUGAAAUGUUCAAGCAAGUCCAAUUGCCAAACACAUUAGUACAUAAAGAAUGGGGUGAUGAGGAUAUAGACACAAAUCCUUGGUAA